CUGGUGAAAACGAUGAAUUUAUUAUGACCACUAACGCAUUUGGAAUCUUUGAAGGCAUAAAUGUGACUACUUCAAUGGGUCCAAUUCAUAAAGCCUAUCAUGAGUUUUAUGUCAUCUCCCCAAAAUUAUUAUUGGUCCUUUGUGAUAGUAGAUUUCGAGGUGGUAUAUUUGAAUUUAGAGAUAAUUUUUUGGGAAUUAAAUAUCGUUCAGUUUUUGAAGAUGUUCCUCAUCCACCACCGAUUCCGGAAUAUGUAAAUAUCUCUCAAGCUAAUACUAAGUUAAAACCAGACGAUAAAUCUGAUGAUCGGUUUGAAAAAGAUUGGUGGGACAAGAAAACAGGCAUCAAAAGACAUCCUGAUGACAAAUUUACCUUUACAUUCGUUAAAGUCAAUUCAGCCACUGUUCACCUCGUAAAUUCCGUUUUGCUUAAUGAGGCUACUCCAGACCUACAAGUAUCAUUUCUUUCCCUUUCAUACCUUUAUAAAACAAUAGUUAAAUACAAUAAAAAUGUCAAGGACAUUAGUACACUGAAAGACUUCUCAAAUGUGAAAAAGACCUUGUUCAGGGAAUUUAAUAGAAUUCAUGAAGAUGACCUAAGUCUCCGAAAAAAUAUUUCUGCCGGCAAUUAUGUGUUGGAAUCUAAUCACAUUGAUUAA
Molecule: messenger RNA, 656 nt
Organism: Racocetra fulgida
Lineage: Eukaryota; Fungi; Glomeromycota; Glomeromycetes; Diversisporales; Gigasporaceae
Source: the annotation of a GenBank genome assembly